This is a messenger RNA of Ectocarpus sp. CCAP 1310/34, 1062 nucleotides long. Lineage: Eukaryota; Phaeophyceae; Ectocarpales; Ectocarpaceae. The record is from the annotation of a GenBank genome assembly.
AUGUUAUGGAUGGACGAACUGGGGAGUUUUCUAAUGAAUGAGUUGACCGAAACAGCGAAAGCCGAGGCGAGCGCCCGCACUGGCCGGCCUGCAGAGUACGAGGAUGACCAGGUGAUUUCCGCCGGGCACAAGCUGCAGGAAGCCGGCAGACGAGUAACCGGCUAUGCCCUGCGCCGGGAGGUGGGGGGCGGUGAUCCUAAUCGCCAUAUCCGAACCUGGAGGUCGUAUGUGCAGCAACAGGAAGUUGUCGAGUCUGAGCCCGUUCAAGAGCUGCCGGUAGAGGUUGAGGGGCUGUUGAAGGAGGUCACCACAGGUCUGUCGGAACAGAUCAACGCGAUGGUGGUUCGGUUGAAUACAAUGGCCGUCCAGACCGCAGAGCGUCGUGUAUCAGACGUGAUGGCCAGUGCCCGGGAAACGCAAGAGCAGGCCGAGGCAGAGUUAGCCGAUGCUGCAGCUACAGUGGAAGACCUGGAGGAACAGCUAGGCUAUGUGCGGGCUGAGGGGAUUAAGGCCAGCUCGCGGGCGAAUAAGGCUGAAGAGGCACUGGAGAGCGAGCGGGAUCGGGCAAACGCCCUGGAGAGGGAUCUGGCCGUGCUCAGGGAGAAGCUAGACGGCGAAAGGGAGCAGCGGGAAACUGCCGAGAAAGCCGGGAAGGAGCUGCAGGAACGGAACGCGGAAUUGAAGCAAGAUAAGGCGGACCUGCGAAGCGAGCGUGAACAAAUGCAGGGUCAGAUUGAUAAGCUGCAGGAGCGGGUGGAAAGCCUGCAGGCAGAAAGGGAGAACUUGGCGGAAACCCGGGCAGAGUUGAAGGCUCAGCUUGCCCGUCAAGCCGAGCGGGAAGCCGAUGUGCUGAAGCGGGCUGAAAAGGCUGAACAGGAGAUGCGCAGCGCGGUUGAGGACAGCAAGGAGUUAGGAAAGCGGGCUAUCCAGUCCGAGGCUGAGGCCAAGCAGUUGCGAGAGCAGCUGGGGACCCUUAUGAAGCGGGUAUCCGUCGCUGGUGAGAAAAAGCCAACUGGCAAGGUGGGCGCGAAGCCGGCAAGCGGAAAGAGCGGGGAAGCCUAG